AUGUACCUGGCAGUGGCCGCACUGCUGGUGGUCGUCGCCGCUGCACAGGGCGGCACAAAGCAGGAGUCUCCCUCGUUCUGCAAGGGCCUUGGCUGCCCCAAGUACACAGUGCUCAAAAAGAUCGGGGGCAACAUCGAGCUGCGCCGCUAUGAUCCCGGUACGUUCGCGGGCGUGCUGGGCGUGCUGGGCGUGCUGGGCGUGCUGGGCAUGCUGGGCGUGCUGGGCGUGCUGGGCGUGCUGGGCGUGCUGGGCGUGCUGGGCGUGCUGGGCGUGCUGGGCGGGGGGCUCACGCGAGCGUGGCCUGGAAACGCCGCCGUCAUUUUACAACGCUGCCGCAUCCACACCCCCACCCCUUACCCCUCAGCUACCUACGUCUCCACAAAGGCCCCCACUGGCACUGACACCGACGCGUCAGACUCCUUCCAGCGGCUGUUUUCGUACAUCUCAGGCAACAACAAGGCACAGCAGCAGAUCCAGAUGACUGUCCCCGUUAUCAACAAGGUUGAGGGCAGCAAUUUCACGGUCUCGUUUUUCGUCGAUUCCAAGGGCAAGGCCUCCCCCCCGCCAGCCCCCAAAGACAAGUCGGUGUUCACCGCCACCGCGCCCGCCAUCGAUGUCUACGUUCUCUCAUACGGCGGCUACAGCAACGUUUCCAUCGCGGCGGCCAAGCGUGACCAGCUGGUCAAGGCGCUCAAGGCGGCGAGCGAGCCGUUUGACUCGCGCACUUGGUAUUAUGGCGGCUACGACGCGCCGACAACAAAGACCGACAGACAUAACGAGGUCUGGAUCCCCAAAGCUGGCUCGUUCGCCGCCAGCCCGGGCGAGAAGGCGGCAGCGCCGGCAGCCAAGGCGCCGCCAGCGGCCAAGCCAGUGCCGGCGGGGCGCAGGCGCGUGUGA
This is a messenger RNA of Monoraphidium neglectum, 897 nucleotides long. RefSeq lists its product as hypothetical. The record is from RefSeq and is a predicted model, not a curated record. The transcript has 7 exons. Bases 1 to 897 code for a protein of 298 amino acids. NCBI's taxonomy places the organism in Eukaryota, Viridiplantae, Chlorophyta, Chlorophyceae, Sphaeropleales, Selenastraceae.